Messenger RNA from Mangifera indica (mango), 1354 nucleotides. RefSeq names its product probable indole-3-pyruvate monooxygenase YUCCA10. Bases 84 to 1217 code for a protein of 377 amino acids. The transcript has 4 exons. The record is from RefSeq and is a predicted model, not a curated record. Gene Ontology annotation, molecular function: N,N-dimethylaniline monooxygenase activity; flavin adenine dinucleotide binding; NADP binding. Lineage: Eukaryota; Viridiplantae; Streptophyta; Magnoliopsida; Sapindales; Anacardiaceae.
AAAUCAAGCCAUUCGAUUUUGCAACCGCAUUCUCCUCCAUUUUUGUGCAGAGGAAGAAGAAGCUCAUCAGAAAACACUAUACAAUGAGAGAGCAAUUAGUAAUAAUCGUAGGGGCUGGCCCCUCCGGCUUGGCCACCGCAGCCUGCCUUACCCAGCUUUCAAUACCCUACGUAAUUCUUGAAAGAGAAGAUUGUUAUGCUUCUCUUUGGAAGAAAUAUGCCUAUGAUCGUCUUCAUCUUCAUUUGGCUCAACAAUUCUGUCAACUUCCUCACUUUUCAUUCCCCUCUUCUUAUCCAACUUUCAUACACAAAGACCUAUUCCUACGAUACUUGGAUGCCUAUGUUUCUCAUUUCAAUAUCAGUCCUUUGUAUCAAAGAUCCGUUGACUUUGCAAACUACGAUCAGGUAAGCCAGAAAUGGGUUGUGAAAGCUAGAAAUACAGCGUCUGGGGAGAUCGAGGAGUAUUCUGGGAGGUUUUUGGUGGUGGCAACUGGAGAAACAACUAACCCUUUUACACCAAAUAUUAAAGGAAUGGAUUCUUUCACUGGGGAAGUUAUUCACUCAACUGGCUAUAAAAACGGCAAGGCAUAUGGUGAUAAGAAUGUUUUGGUUGUUGGGUUUGGUAAUUCUGGCAUGGAAAUUGCACUUGACCUCACUAACCAUGGUGCCAAAACUUCCACAGUUAUUCGUAGUCCGGUUCACAUAUUGAAUAGAGAGAUGGUAUACAUGGGUUUAGUUAUGUUGAAGUAUCUGCCUUAUGGCGUGGUGGACUCCAUCAUGGUGUUGCUUAGCAAGCUUGUUUAUGGAGACAUGAGCAAGUAUGGCAUAAACAGGCCUAAGGAGGGUCCAUUUUUCAUGAAAGUUGCUUACGGAAAGUAUCCAGUUUUCGAUAUCGGAACCUGUAAGAAGAUCAAAUCUGGAGAGAUCCAAGUCUUGCCAGCAAUAGAAAGCAUUAGGGCCAAUGAGGUGAUAUUUGAGAAUGGCAAGUCACAUCCCUUUGACACAAUUGUAUUUUGUACCGGCUUCAAGAGAUCAACAUAUAAAUGGCUUAAGGGGGAUGACUACUUAUUGAACGAGGAUGGACUUCCAAAGCCCAAUUACCCAAACCACUGGAAAGGAAAGAAUGGUUUAUUCUGUGCUGGAUUGUCAAGGAGAGGGCUGUAUGGCGCUGCCGCGGAUGCCCAAAACAUAGCUAAUGAAAUCAAGUCGCUUCUCUGAAUGAAGUCAAACUCUCUCAACUUAUUCAGCAUUGUAAACAUCUCAUUUCUUUUAAAAUAUUUUUUGUUGAAAUAAAAAUCAGACGUUUGAGCUACUAUAAUAAUGCCUUUUACAACAAUGGUUGAGCUUUGACAGUA